Messenger RNA from Cynara cardunculus var. scolymus (artichoke), 1461 nucleotides. RefSeq names its product abscisic acid 8'-hydroxylase 1-like. The record is from RefSeq and is a predicted model, not a curated record. The transcript has 9 exons. The coding region runs from base 1 to 1461 and encodes 486 amino acids. Gene Ontology annotation, molecular function: iron ion binding; heme binding; monooxygenase activity. Lineage: Eukaryota; Viridiplantae; Streptophyta; Magnoliopsida; Asterales; Asteraceae. Gene Ontology annotation, biological process: brassinosteroid biosynthetic process; multicellular organism development; brassinosteroid homeostasis.
AUGAUGAUUUUUCGAAGGGAGGAGCUUUACUUACUUAUAAACAACAACUAUGCAAUCAUCUUGGUUGCACUGUUUUUGGGCUUUCUUACGCCUUUCCUUAUCAAGAAACUGACUAAAUCAUCAGAUGCCAUCCCCGGAUGGCUCGGUUUUCCUCUCAUUGGUGAAACAUUCUCACUUCUUUCGGCUGCAAAUAGUUACAAAGGUUGCUAUGAUUUCGUUCGUUGUCGGAGAUUACGGUAUGGAAAAUGGUUCAAGACAAGAUUGUUUGGCAAAAUUCAUGUUUUUGUCCCAAGUGUUGUGGGUGCGAAAACGAUUUUCUCGAAUGAAUUUCGGUUAUUCGACAAAUGUUUGGUGAAAUCAAUGGCGGAUGCUGUUGGGAAGAAAAGCUUGCUUUGUGUACCAGUCGAGAGCCAUAAACGAAUCAGACGCCUUCUUUCGGGUCCUUUCUCUACGGAUUCUUUGUCCAAAUUCGUUCACAAAUUUGAUAAGUUGGUCUCAGAAAGAUUCAAGAAGUUGGCUGAAAAUGGUAAAAGUUUUGUGGUUCUUGAUUUCACCAUGAAGAUACAAUUCGAUGCAAUGUGUGAUAUGUUGAUGAGCAUCACGGAUGAAUCUUUGCUGAACGAAAUAGAAAAAGACUGCACAGCUGUUUCCGAUUCGAUGCUUUCGUUUCCGGCCAUGAUUCCUGGCUCUAGAUACUACAAAGGAAUCAAGGCACGUGAAAGACUCAUGAGCUUCUUCGAAAAAACAGUUGCUAGUAGACGGAAUAGCAACGAGGCUCAUGAAGAUUUCUUGCAGUCGAUGUUAGAAAGAGAUUCAUUUCCAGCCGACGAGAAGCUUGAUGAUUCGGAGAUCAUGGAUAACAUAUUAACAUUGAUAUUAGGUGGGCAGAGUACCACCGCAGCUGCAAUGAUGUGGAGUGUUAAGUUCUUAGAUGAUAAUAAACAUGCCCAAAACAUGCUAAGAGAAGAACAGUUAUCGAUACUUGAAAAUAAACCAGAAGAGGCUUUUCUUUGUCUCGAGGAUCUCAACAAGAUGUCUUAUGGCUCAAAAGUUGUCAAAGAGACAUUAAGAAUGUCAAAUGUGUUGCUAUGGUUCCCUCGUGUUGUUCUUGCCGACUGCAAGAUUCAGGAGUUUGAGAUCAAGAAAGGAUGGCAUGUUAAUAUUGAUGCUACUCAUAUACACUAUGAUCCAGAAUUGUAUAAAGAUCCUUUGCACUUCAAUCCAUCAAGAUUUGAUGAAAUACAGAAGCCAUACAGUUACAUACCGUUUGGAUCAGGGCCUAGGGUAUGCUUGGGGAUCAAUAUGGCAAAGCUAACCAUGUUGGUGUUUUUGCACAGGCUAACUAGUGGAUACAAUUGGACAGUCGACGACCAAGAUCUUAGCCUAGAAAAGAAAUCUCCCUUUCCUAGAUUGAAGAGUGGAGUUCCGAUUACAUUAACGUCUUUAAAAGAUGAGAUUUGA